Cydia splendana is the source of this 920-nucleotide messenger RNA. RefSeq names its product proteasome subunit alpha type-7-1 (gene Prosalpha4). Gene Ontology annotation, cellular component: nucleus; proteasome core complex; proteasome core complex, alpha-subunit complex. The transcript has 3 exons. Gene Ontology annotation, biological process: proteasomal protein catabolic process; ubiquitin-dependent protein catabolic process. The coding region runs from base 107 to 856 and encodes 249 amino acids. The record is from RefSeq and is a predicted model, not a curated record. NCBI's taxonomy places the organism in Eukaryota, Metazoa, Arthropoda, Insecta, Lepidoptera, Tortricidae.
UACUUGUCAAAAAAGCUUGCUUCGAAUUUCUCGUUGUCAUCUUCGUUCGCAUUACGGUGUUGAAGGUUUUGUCAUUAAAACACUAUUAUAUUUGUUAUUACUUAAAAUGUCGGCUAGAUACGACCGGGCUAUUACUGUAUUUUCGCCGGACGGCCAUCUAUUACAAGUAGAAUAUGCGCAGGAAGCUGUUCGCAAGGGAUCUACUGCAGUUGGUGUUAGAGGUACCGAUGUAGUAGUCCUGGGUGUUGAAAAGAAAUCUGUUGCGAAACUGCAAGAAGAAAGGACUGUAAGAAAAAUAUGCUUACUUGAUGAUCAUGUUGUCAUGGCUUUUGCUGGAUUGACUGCUGAUGCUCGCAUCCUCAUAAAUCGGGCUCAAAUAGAAUGCCAGUCUCACAAACUGACUGUUGAAGAUCCUGUGACAUUAGAGUACAUCACAAGAUACAUUGCUGGCCUUAAACAAAAGUACACUCAGAGUAAUGGUCGUAGACCUUUCGGAAUUUCUUGUCUGAUUGGUGGCUUUGAUUAUGAUGGAAAACCGCACUUAUUCCAAACAGAACCAUCUGGUAUUUUCUAUGAGUGGAAGGCGAAUGCAACAGGACGAUCUGCAAAGACUGUACGGGAGUUCUUAGAGAAAAACUACAACAAUGAUGACGUUGCCAAUGAGAAAGGUGCUGUAAAGCUUGCUAUCCGGGCUCUUUUGGAGGUCGUGCAGUCUGGCCAGAAGAACCUAGAGAUUGCUGUAAUGAGACGUGGACAACCUAUUCAGAUGCUGGAUGCAGAUACCAUCAACUCAUAUGUAUCAGUCAUUGAAAAAGAAAAGGAGGAGGAAGCUGAAAAGAAGAAGCAGAAGAAGUAAUAGGAAAAAGCAUUUUUUUCUUACUAUAUUUUAUUGGUUUCUAAGUAAAUAUAUUUGAAAAUAA